Messenger RNA from Phialemonium atrogriseum, 2063 nucleotides. RefSeq names its product major facilitator superfamily domain-containing protein. The transcript has 8 exons. Gene Ontology annotation, cellular component: membrane. Gene Ontology annotation, biological process: transmembrane transport. Bases 300 to 1895 code for a protein of 531 amino acids. NCBI's taxonomy places the organism in Eukaryota, Fungi, Ascomycota, Sordariomycetes, Cephalothecales, Cephalothecaceae. The record is from RefSeq and is a predicted model, not a curated record. Gene Ontology annotation, molecular function: transmembrane transporter activity.
GACCGGGCGCUACUGGCCGUUGAAGGGGCGCCAAGCCGUUCGUUUGGGGUAGACCCUCCUACGUAGCAGCCGCUGACGACAUGGAACCCCACUGCGGCCGUCUAUCACCCCGGGAAAUGUUGGCCACCGCCCAGGAACAUUGGCGGCAUGCAUGGUUGCUGACCCUGGCUAUGGAUCGACCAGGGGCGAGAAAGCAUGAGCGAGAUGGGCGUCUUUAUAACUGGCCCUUUCUUCCUGGCCCCCCGGUUUCUUACUAUUGACGGUAAACUUGGUCGCAGUUUCAUGUCUAGCAGUUGACGAUGGCUUCCUCCAGUCCCUCAUCCGAAAAGACGGCGUUGGCCGAGGCAGAGAUUGGCCAGCAGCCCGAGCAUCAUGAUGCUCACCACCGUCAUGACCACCACUUGCGUUCCAAGGAGCUUGAAGAAAUUGAGCGUAUAGAUGCAUUGGCCACGGCGCAAGGGACGACACUCGAGUCCUUCGCUCACUUGGACGAGAAGAAGAUAUUGCGAAAGAUGGACCUGCGUCUGAUCCCGAUGCUUGCGCUUCUCUAUCUCCUUUCGUUCCUUGACCGUGGAAAUAUUGGCAACGCAAAGAUCGAAGGGUUGCAGGAGGAUCUCGGGAUGCGCGACCACGAAUACAACUGGUGCCUCACCGCAUUCUUCUUCACAUAUGCCGCCUUCGAAGUCCCGAGCAAUAUGCUCCUGAAGAAGCUCCGCCCCAGCCGGUGGCUGCCUUUUAUCAUGGUUGGAUGGGGCACCGUCAUGACUCUGAUGGGCAUUGUCAGGAACUAUCACGGCCUGUUGAUUGCUCGCCUCUUUCUGGGCGUGGCGGAGGCCGGUCUCUUCCCCGGUGUCGCUUACUAUCUAACCAUGUGGUACUGCCGCCACGAGAUCCAGUUCAGGCAGGCCCUCUUCUUCUCCGCCGCGUCUAUAGCCGGGGCCUUCAGCGGCCUCCUGGCCUUUGCCAUCUCCAAGAUGGACGGCGUUGCCGGACUGGAGGGGUGGCGGUGGAUCUUCAUCCUCGAGGGCAUCGCGACUGUGGCAGUUGCCAUCAUGGCCUUCUUCGUCUUGCAUGAUUUUCCCGAGACGGCAACCUUCCUCACCGAGGAGGAGCGUGCUUUCGUCGUCUUCCGCCUGAAAUAUCAGGGGCAAGCUCAGGCCAAGGGCCAGAACCAGGCACGCGUUGCUGAGGCUGACGAGUUCAAGUGGAAGUACGUCCGUCAAGCAUUCGCUGACUGGCAAAUUUGGGUCAACAUCUUCGUUUAUUGGGGUAUCGUCUGUCCCCUGUAUGGGAUCAGCCUCUUCCUCCCAACCAUUAUCGCCAACCUAGGAUAUACGGCUAGCAAGGCUCAGCUCAUGACUGUGCCGAUUUACAUAACCGCGGCCAUUCUAGCCGUGAUAUUCGCCUAUAUCUCGGACAAGGUUGGCAAGAGGAGCCCCUUCAUUAUCGCCUUCCUCUGCGUCAUGAUUGUCGGGUUUUCCAUGUGUAUAUCCGUCGACCCGACAGAGAAGCCUCGCGUCGUCUACGGUGGCGUUUUCAUCGCCGCAUGUGCCAUCUAUCCCGCAUUUCCUGGCGUCAUUACCUGGCUGGCCAACAAUCUAUCCGGCAGCUACAAGCGGAGCGUGGGAAUGGCCAUUCAAAUCGGUGUCGGUAACCUUGGCGGCGCGUUCGCCUCGAACUUCUACCGCGCACCGGAUAAGCCGCGCUACAUCCUUGGCCACGGCUUGGAACUUGGGUUUAUCUCUGCGGGUAUAAUUGCGGCGUUGAUCUUGGUCGCGGGCUAUUCGCGAGUCAACAAGAAUCGGGAGAGGAAGAUGGCAGAGGGCAAUGAUUAUAGCGUCGAGGAGCUUUCGGGUAUGGGCGAUAAAGCAUGCACCUUCCGGUAUAUGUACUGAAACCCUCGCGGAUGGCCAGCUUGGUAUGAAAGUAGAGAUAACAGCCACGAGCAGGUUGGGGGCGGUUCAUUCAUGAUAAAUAAGAAGGCCCUAUAACUCUGUGACCUAGUUUCUAGCUGAAGCUAAAAGCAACCGGAAUUAAUGCUCCAAUACAAAAUUCUUUGUCCA